Notodromas monacha is the source of this 888-nucleotide messenger RNA. The record is from the annotation of a GenBank genome assembly. NCBI's taxonomy places the organism in Eukaryota, Metazoa, Arthropoda, Ostracoda, Podocopida, Cyprididae.
AUGGGAACCAACAAGCAGGAGCCGCAACAUUAUCAGCUCAAGUGGAAUAAUCACCAUGCAAAUUUAUCGUGCGUUUUCGAGCAGCUCCUGCAAGCCGAAGCCUUCACAGACGUCACCAUCGCGUGUGAUGGGACGUCACUCAAGUGUCACAAGAUGGUGUUAGCGGCAUGUUCCUCGUACUUCCAGAAACUCUUCACGGACAAUCCUUGCCAACAUCCGAUCGUCGUCCUGAAGGAUGUCCGCUUCUCUGUGUUCCAUUCGCUCCUCGAUUUUAUGUACAAGGGGGAAGUGAAUGUAUCUGAAGCAGACCUUCCGUCGUUGAUGAAGCUUGCUGAUAGCCUGAAGAUCAAAGGUCUUGUUGAGGAAUCAUCGCCGCAUCCGCCACCACCGUUGUCCCCGAUUCAGUCGUUGACUAAAGUCGGUGAUGGCACGAAAAACUCGUCGACGUGGACGUCCGAUGACUUGCUCAAUAAUCGGGCGUCCCUCGUUCCGUCUUCCAACCCGGCAAGCAAGUCAGUGCCUCCGAUUGCUUGCCUCAACAGUAGUUCGCCGCCGCUUGGCCCCAAGUUUAAUGUGAUAACAGCCAACGGCGGAGACGAGCGGAGUCCGUCGCGUGAAUCGGGUUCCUCGUCCGCUGGCAGCGUGUCCGACGUCCGCAUGGCCGCAAAGUCAGGGUUUCUCGGUGCCUUGUCAAUUCAGCAUCCGAUUCUCAGAAAUGCCUUGGGUACUGGGAAUGGGAUUACCGGUGUUUCUGAUUCCAGUUCAGCCUACGACUCUUCGGACAACGUAGAUCGCAAUUCUGUUCUACUGGAGCGCACGGAACGAAUUGCCGCUGAUGUCGAUAUUUGUUGUGCGUUGUCGGGGAAGUUUAUUAGCGGUCUUUGUUAG